Cladocopium goreaui is the source of this 1887-nucleotide messenger RNA. Lineage: Eukaryota; Dinophyceae; Suessiales; Symbiodiniaceae. The record is from the annotation of a GenBank genome assembly.
AUGGAUGACGGACAUCCACAGCCACAGGUUUUGAGCACAUUGGUCCAGCGGCGAUGGUGUACAGGCUUUGGUUGGGCUGCCACGGGCAUUGUGGUGCUUCUAACAGUGGCCAUCCUUCAAGUCAAUGAUCUCAUUCAACUGUUCUGGCUCGGAACGCUGGUGAAUGUUGCUUUGUCCAUCACCAAGAUGGCACUGGCCCAGGUCACUGUCCAUCCAAAGGCGCUAAUGGCGGAUGCAGUUCAUGGCCUGGGGGACACCGCGGCGGAAGUGGUCACAGCUUUGGCAUAUGUCGAAGCUGCGCGACCACCAGACAAGGAGCACCCUUGGGGACAUGGUAAGAUCGAAUCCAUCGGUGCUGUCGUUGUCACGUGCAUCCUUCUGUACAUAGCAUUUUCCAUGGGCUACGACAGCAUCACCUCACUUGUGCCCUUACUUACAGAGGCUUUUGAAAGAAGAGGAAACGAACCCAAGACGGAUGAGGCACCCAGUGACAGCAGUGAGGUUCCGAGAAGGCCGAGUCAAAGCAAGACGGAGACAGGCAUUGAGAGAAGAGUCCGGCGAGCUGCAAUAGCAGUAGGUGUGGCGUCAGUGUGUCUGAAGGAGGCACUUUAUCAUGCAACUCUUGACGCUGGAGAGCAAGUACAGUCAAAGCUGGCGGUAGCUACAGCAUGGCAUCACAGAUCAGACUCUCUAGCUGCUGGUGUCGCGUUGACAUCGCAGCUUGGAUCAGCCCUCGGCUUUUGGCCGGGCCUGGAUCCACUAGGUGGUGCAGUGGUCGCAGCCAUGUUGGGCCACUCCGCAGUUGACAGCCUUCGUGACAGCAUGAACGAUCUUUUGGAUUACAACAGUGCCACUGAUGGUGAUGAAGACACUGGCAACAUUCGUUUUAGCUGCGGUUCCCGUUCAGCAUUAGCGAGGACCAUCACUCGAGUGCAAGGAGUCAGGAACCACACACUCAGGACACGACGUAUGGGGCCCUUCUGCCUCGUAGAUGUGACAAUCAUUGUCGAUGCACGGAUUUCUGCCUCAGCGGCCUCCAUGAUUGCAGAGUCAGUGCAUGACCUUGUCAUUCAUGACUUCCGGCCAGCAGUGACAGAUGUUUUAGUACAUGUUGAUCCAGACGGAAGUCCGCAGUCGCAUAGGCUGGAGACCCAUUCUGAGGCCAACACAGUUGCAGAGCAGGUCGAAACCGUGCAGAUGCUGAACCCAGAGGACCUUGAGGCUCAAAUCAGAGCAGCACUGCUCCAGGAUCCAGGCGAUCCUGAUCUUCCAAAAAUCAUCGAGGUGACGGAGCUCCACACCUAUUAUUACAUGGAGGAGCCAGGACCAGAGAACGAUUGGAAGAUGUCGGCUUACGUCGACGUCAAGGUGGACUUUCGGCUGAACGGAGAAGAUAUCCCGAUUCGAAGGGCUGUUGCUGCGGGACGUGCUGCGCGUCAACGAGUGCGGACAGCAUUGCCAGGCAUUAUUCGCGAUGUUGAUGCAAACUUGCAAUUGGACAUUGACUCUGAGGAGUCGCCUGCUCCGUCCAGGGAGGUGCCCAAAGCUUCAUGCAUGCCUGGUAUUGGAGACGCGGCUGAUACCCAUGGCAGCUGGGGAGUGGAACCACGGCAGUGUGCCUCUACAACCCGGCUGUCAACUUCAUUUCAAGGUGCACGGGCAGACUCUGAUCGACACCUGCAGCAGGUGAAGCUCAUUUGGGAGCGCGGCCCUGAAGCAAGAAAAGUUGGAGUGCCUUACGUCCAUUCGUCCACAGGCUACAGUGAGAAGAAAACCUUGAAGCAGAUGCCCAGAUGGCACCCAUUGCUUGUGCACUGGGCCCGUCAGCAACAUGGGGAUGCAAAUGUUUCUGCCCAGGGUCCAGAAAGAUGGACCUACCUGAGCUGA